CUCCCCGUGCCGGAGCGUGUGUGGAUGUGAGGACUCUUUCUCUGGUGUUAUUUGAGUGGCUGCAGGUACUGGUGUCUGCCUCUGUGCCGGAGGGUUGACGAGAGAAAAAAAGAGGACUAGUGCUCGAUAUCCCCCUCUGGCCUCCCCAUCUCCCUGCUCCCUGUCACUCCAUCCUUCCUUCCUCCCUCCCGGACCACCCGUCAGCGGCCGGAUCAACCCGCCCGCACCCUCCUCCUACAACCCCUUUGACUAUCCUCACUUCACCGUCCCGUCUCAUCAACUCUGUGCAGCAAUCCAACAUUGCUUGAAGUUGAAGUCUGGAUUUGACGGCGCAGUUGCAGACAAUCUUGUUGGGAAGAAGUCAUCUUUUAUAGAGGGAGGAGUUGCUCAGGGUACACUGGACAGACACAAUUCUUUCAAGUCUUCUGGUAGUGUGACGGCACGUGGUCACAUGACCUGGAAGAGAAAACCCAAGAGACUUCUGGGAUCCCUAUCUGAAUGGGCCGCUUAUCAACCUGGAAAGAAGUCCAAAGGCUGAUGAACUGAUCCGCACAGCGACACAGCUGCGCUCUCUUCCCCUGUUCAUCUGUCCAAUCUCUCCAUUUAUGUCCUGAGAUCCACAACUUUCAGCAACUCUGGUGACUGGUUGGCUGCUGUACCAUCAUUCUUGUCCUGCUCCUGGGAAUUUCCUGUCACGUGACCAUAUUCCCACUUCACCUACACUCUUAGUAUGGAACCCAGCAAAGUCCAGUCCGAGGGCGGGCUGAAUGUGACCCUGACCAUCAGGCUUCUCAUGCACGGCAAGGAAGUCGGAAGCAUCAUUGGAAAGAAAGGUGAAACUGUGAAGAAGAUGCGUGAAGAGAGUGGCGCUCGCAUCAACAUCUCAGAAGGAAACUGUCCUGAGAGAAUCGUCACCAUCACUGGGCCCACAGAUGCCAUCUUCAAAGCCUUCGCUAUGAUCGCAUACAAGUUUGAAGAGGAUAUAAUCAACUCCAUGAGCAACAGCCCAGCCACCAGUAAGCCCCCUGUCACCCUCCGACUCGUGGUGCCCGCCAGUCAGUGCGGAUCUCUCAUUGGUAAAGGAGGCUCCAAAAUCAAAGAAAUGAGAGAGUCCACAGGGGCUCAGGUUCAGGUAGCAGGGGACAUGCUGCCUAACUCCACAGAGCGCGCCGUGACAAUCUCUGGCACUCCGGAAGCCAUCAUCCAGUGUGUCAAACAGAUAUGUGUGGUCAUGCUGGAGUCCCCACCGAAAGGUGCCACCAUCCCCUACCGCCCAAAGCCCGCCUCCACCCCCGUCAUUUUUUCAGGUGGCCAGGUAAGAGCCGACCCGCUGGCGGCGUCCGCAGCCAAUCUCAGCCUGUUACUCCAGCACCAGCCACUGCCUGCCUACACAAUUCAGGGACAAUAUGCCAUUCCACACCCAGAUCUCUACUGUCCCUCCAACCCUCAGCAGUUGACCAAGCUCCACCAGUUGGCUAUGCAGCAAACCCCCUUUACCCCCCUUGGACAGACCACCCCUGCUUUCCCUGGUCUGGAUGCCAGUCCCCCGGCCAGUACUCAUGAACUCACCAUUCCCAAUGAUCUAAUAGGCUGCAUAAUCGGGCGCCAGGGAACCAAAAUCAACGAGAUCCGCCAGAUGUCUGGAGCGCAGAUCAAAAUCGCUAAUGCCAUGGAAGGGUCAUCAGAGCGCCAGAUCACCAUUACAGGAACCCCUGCCAACAUCAGCCUUGCCCAGUACCUAAUCAACGCAAGGUUCAGAGAUGUGGCAGCCAUGUGGACUGACCCCUCAUCCAUGACAACAUCUUGAAGCCCCAAAGCAGCUGAUUCCCAAUAAAGCUUACAUACAGUAUUCCCUUAAAACUCACCAGUGGUCCCACUAAACCCAAUGGUCUCAAGUUCAUCAGUAGCUACGCUCAUGUAAUUUAGGCAGAUGACUGAAAAAAUAAACCCAAUGAAACACAGGAAAACUGUAGUAUGAAUUGUUUAUGUUAUACAGUGUUUUAGUGUAGUGUUUUAGCAUUCUGAAUGCUCGGAUCGUGUUGUAUAUUUAUUAACUCUUUUGUCCAGAUUAGUUAAGUAUCGUUGCUGAAUCUUGUAGUAUGUCGGAAAAGAUGAAAAUUUCUUUAAAAAAGCCAGAAAAUAAAUAAAAAAGUGCGUCCGGUUGCAUUUUAGCAAUGCUGUUGGCAAGAAGCUAGUGAUGUGAUGCAAGUUUGUGAGGAUGCUGUUACAUUGAGGAAACAGUUUCUUCAAAGAUGUAGAAGAAAUUAUUUUACAUGUGAAUUUGUUUGAUUUCACUUCUACAAAGUAUAAAGAAAUACGUCACAGUUACACAGAGAUUUUGAGAUUUACUAAACGUGGAGAGCAACAAAGCGGAAUAAGCUGUCGUUCCUAUACAGAAUGCUUUCUGAUUAUUUUGUUAUGUAUUUUUUCUAUCUUUUCCUUUCCCCUCCCCUUUUCCCUCCUCACCUAACUGUUCUAGGCUGACGUCUGAGGUCACUGGAAUGGGCACUCUCUAAUUUCUACCCAUGAUCCUUCACUGCAUCACAUGACCCUUGAGCCAAUGGCAUUGCACCUAGUUUGUUUUUCUCUCUGUAUUGAGCUGUCAUGUAUUUUCAGUCCUUUUAACUCGUUUAUAUUGUAUAACGUGCACAUAUUUAAGAUGUCACUCCUACUCGACCUCUGUUGUGAUCCUGACGAUCCUUAUUUAUGACUUUCUUCCUGUUUAUUUUUAAAGUACAGUUCAUUUUUUGGUCCUCUAGUACCUCAUGUCACUGACUUGUGUCCUGUUUUGUCAUCGCUUCACUGUGAUUUCAUCUUUUGCGAUCUAAAUGUAAUGGUGUGCACUGAUGGUACAGCUACGCUAAUCCUCCAUUGAAGUCACAUAAAAUUUCGUAUUUUUAAAGCAAGAGCCCUGUGAUUCAUUCUGAAACACAGAGCUCUGCUUACAAGGUACUUCACAACCGUGCAUCUCGUACAAAUAGAUGGCAUUGAAAUGCAUAUGCCUGUAUAUUUCUUUGCAUCUGUCAAUGUGGCAUGUGGAGUUACUCUGAAUCCAUUAUUAGUCUCUCGUAUUCACUUUCAAAACACUGGCUGCAAACAAAUGCGACCGAGAUUCAAGGAUUUGCGCUCAGAGCUUUACUGCAUGCUUACAAUCUGAGUUAAUAAUGGUUGAAUAUAGUGCAUUAGAGAAGAAUCGUUUAUGAAAUAUUUUAAUAUGCAACGUGUUAUUUCAGCAGAGUGAAAAACAUGCAUUGUUUCUUUGGAAGUGAAAACAGAUUAGCUGAUAAUGGAAUCCAUCCCAACGCACUGCCGCUUCAUUCUCACAGCGUUUUCCAUAUCGCUCUCAAUAUGGCAAUGUACACAAGCUCUGCAUGCGUCAAGCCACUGACAGCUUCUGAACAUGCACACGCAGUCUAAACACCUGUGUGUUUUUCUGCACAUAGAACGCUUUACUAUCAUCUGUAGGUCAUCUCAUCAUUGAUGGGCUCUGGAAUGUUUAGGCAGGAUUGGAAUGCGAUGGCAGGUGUACCACCUUUGUCUGCCAAUGCUCAAAGGUUACUCCUUUAUAACAGUUUUAAGUAAGGCUACUGUCUUUUUAUGAUUAUAACCAAUAUCCAUGAUUCCUGUCUAUACUACUCCUGCAGGUGUAGCCUUACUGGUCUAAGAAGUCGUGAAUGAUUUUGAUUGCAAACUCUCUAAUUUGAUCAAGGCUUUUUGUGUUGCAUGUUAUGCUGUGGUUAGAAAGUAAGGCAGCCUGUGAACAUCUUAAAAGAUGCAUAGUUCAUAAUUUCCAUCUAUUGGCACCUUUAGAAACAAUUCCUUACAUUUUGGAUAUGAUUGUGUGACUAUAUCAUUUUUAAGAAUGAAAUGAGGGAUUUCUGUAGCAAACACUGGCCAUAAUGCUGUGGGGUGGAGUUGUGGGCGGAGCUACCUGUGUGUCUAAAAAUGGCCAAUAUAAUAUUUUUCUUCAUUGAUUUAUUUACCCACUACUACUAACAUUGCCCUAGUUUGAUUAAGCUCUGGAUGUUUUUCCAUACCAAGCAGUGCACGUGUUAAGUUUUCCCUUUGCCCAAAUCUGAACUUUCUCCACUGUCGACAAUCAAUAUGUAUUUCACUCUCCACAUUUACAUCAAGCAAAUGUGGUACUGAGGUUAAACGUUGAAUGUAACUGCUUCAACAUGUGAUUUACUAUUCAACAAACAGACUAAACUUUUCUUUUUCUCAAUGCAUCGCACGGUUUUACAUGAGAAUGUGUGAUCAAGCAUUAGGAGAACUUCUUCUUUUUCCACUCUCAUAACUGAAAAUGCAUUCGCUUUAAGAUAACCAGGUAAAAUUGCAUGUAUUUCAAAGCUCUAAAGAAAAAUUCUAGAUUUAUAUAUUUGGUUUUGUAUUUGUUUACACUACAGCCAAAUCAAAGAUGCACUCAAGGGUUCAUCUACAGUCCACAGUCAAGCUUCAUUAUAAUAUAGAUCAAUUUAUAAGGUAUGAUUAAGUAUCAUGUAAAGUAUGAGCACAGAACUUUUGUAAUGUUGGAAUUCAACGUGCAAAAUGAAGUAUACACAAAAUGAUGUCAUGGUAGUUCUUUAAAUGACUCAUUUAUCGGGAAUUAUUCAACACGUUUUGUUGGUGUUUUAGAUUACGUUUCUUGUCUCAUUUAGCAUAUGUUUCUCACUGCUUUGAAUUGUAACAUUCGUGUCAGUGUCUUAGGCUCGGUUAAAGAUUAAGUUCGAUUGUAUGUUUCCACAAGGCCAUGUCUUGUGAUAACUGUACGGAAUGUUUUGUUUAAUGUUCUCUUUAGUCCAUUAUGUGGUGUGUUUUAGAUCACUGUACAGAGGUAUAAUAUGUAAAAGCAUGCUUAACUGUGACAUUUCUUAGUAGCAGAAUGCUUUACCAAGGGAGGCUCUUGUUAUUUUUCAUUGCUAUUAACAUUAUUACUCAGUAUUGUUUUUUCGUUUUUCACAAAUGCAAUAAAAUAAAUGCUUGUGUGUGACUGCAGUGAUAUGUUGAAAACGAUAAACUCUUUGGUGGAAAACAUGGUAAGGAAUUUCAAACUGCUUCUAUGUUUUGGUCAUAUUUUAUCUUUGCCCGGCCUUAUGAUGUUUCUCAUCCAAAUCAUGUGUUUGAUUUGCACUCAUAGCUUAACACAAAUUCACACCAUAUACACUGAAAACCAUUACAUUGCAAUCAUUUUGUUGGUCAUGCAGAUUUGUAUUGUACUAGAGCAGCAAAAAAAGAAGAAAUAAAGCCCUCGGUCUGUCUGUGAUUCUGUAAAUGAUUCUGUUAAAAAAUGUAAUGAAGAGUAACUAUUUUAUGUUGAACGAUUUGCUGCUUGCAGGUUUAUAUUAGAUUUAAAUUACUGCUGAGGUUAGGUUAACUUUGAAAUGUUUUGUAAAAAGAUAAGAAUAAAGUUUGUUUUUCCCUUGAA
Molecule: messenger RNA, 5425 nt
Organism: Triplophysa dalaica
Lineage: Eukaryota; Metazoa; Chordata; Actinopteri; Cypriniformes; Nemacheilidae
Gene: pcbp3
Product: poly(rC) binding protein 3
Biological process (GO): regulation of RNA metabolic process; regulation of gene expression
Cellular component (GO): nucleus; cytoplasm
Molecular function (GO): mRNA binding
Source: RefSeq, a predicted model, not a curated record